AUGUCUGACAUGAAUCCUCACUCCCCUCACUAUAGUUAUUACUCGAUCUCCUCGGAAAACUCCCCUGUCAAUUCUUUUGACGAGGAUGGCGAUUCCUUUACAUCAUUCGGCUCGAUCCAUACUCCCCCUCGCUUGAGAGCUAUGAUCAGGUCGAUCUUCGAUGGAACUCUUAUCCACUCAUCCGCUGGAAGCUCUCCCCAUGAGCGGAUCUCCGAUCAUGUACCGGCCGCGAUUGUAGCCGAGAAUCUUCAUCCAGGCGACACCUUUAAUGAUCGCCGCAAUCGCUUGUUGGCCGCGAUCACCCCUCCAGCCCAAGAUGCUGAACCGGACAUUCGUUUAUCGGAUGAAGAUUGGGAGUAUGAGAUUGACAGCUCUACCCGCUCCUCGGAGUACACUGAUGAAUUGUGUUCCUCGGAGGUUGACUAUCAACUUGAAUCGGGCGAAAUCCUAGAAUCGGAACCCGGCGGAGCUUUUAACGACCACUGCUCGUUGGCUCCAAUUGAACCUCCAGCCCCAGAUGUUGAUUCUAUCGCUCACUCUUCUGAUCGAGACGCUGAGUACGAGCUCGAUAGCUCUUCCCCCCCAUCAGAGUACAUAGAUGAGUUGGGUUACCCCUCCGACAUUGAUGCUCGUCUCGAAUCGGGCGAAGCGCUAGAAUCUGAGCGUGGCCAUAGCUCACCGACCCCUAUCCCUAUCAACACCUUAUCCGAUACUACCGACUGGAAAGAUUUAGGUCACACUAUUGUAUCUCACGUCGAUCCCAGCCUGCUGCCCCAAGCGAUGAAAGAGGCUUAUGAUUCUGAUAUCGAAUCGGGAAUCUCGCUGGCGAGCUUUCCUGACGACCCAAAAGACACAACCUAUAUCCCUCCCCGAGCCUGCAAGAAGCGAUCCAAGCCUCGCGCCGAUCGAGUCCGUUUCUCAGGGUGCUCUUCACCCAAACCGGAGCCUGUUUGGUUCCGUCCCAGAGAUGCCAAAGGGCGUUUCAUAGCUAGUCGGCCUAAAGGCAAACGGCCGAUCGCCAAGACCGGUGAUAUCCCGUCUGGCUCGCCUCAUAUGAGUCUUGAUUCCUCGUCCUCUUCUAAAUUGACCACUGAUCAGCGCCACCAAUACCUUCCUCAACACUUCCCUGCCCCUGCCCCCGAUGCCGGUAUUGAUCCCCUUCUUCCCAUUCUAACGAUGAAUCUCCCUUUACAUGAUCCUCGUAUGCAAUUCAGAGCAGCGGUCCUUCAUCUCUUCAGGGUACUUGAGCCAUUCCUUACUGGUUUCAGCCCCUUGCGCGGCGAGUGGGAGCUCAUCGAGGUUGUUAGUCAAGCACUGCUUUCUGCUCAAGAGUGGUAUGUGGAAACACACCAGUUCUAG
Molecule: messenger RNA, 1359 nt
Organism: Puccinia graminis f. sp. tritici CRL 75-36-700-3
Lineage: Eukaryota; Fungi; Basidiomycota; Pucciniomycetes; Pucciniales; Pucciniaceae
Exons: 10
Coding region: 1-1359 (452 amino acids)
Source: RefSeq, a predicted model, not a curated record